Messenger RNA from Peromyscus eremicus (cactus mouse), 1719 nucleotides. It is a transcript of the gene Kdsr, whose product is annotated as 3-ketodihydrosphingosine reductase. Bases 87 to 1085 code for a protein of 332 amino acids. Gene Ontology annotation, biological process: sphingolipid biosynthetic process. The transcript is spliced from 10 exons. The record is from RefSeq and is a predicted model, not a curated record. Gene Ontology annotation, cellular component: endoplasmic reticulum membrane. Gene Ontology annotation, molecular function: 3-dehydrosphinganine reductase activity. Lineage: Eukaryota; Metazoa; Chordata; Mammalia; Rodentia; Cricetidae.
UUGCCGCGGUGCCGCCCUCGCCCGCAAACCCAAACACUCCGGGCUGCUGGUGCGCGUGAUCUCCCUGUGGUCGCUCGGGCCGAGAGAUGCUGCUGCUGGCCGCCGCCGGCCUCGUGGCCUUCGUGCUGCUCCUCUACAUGGUGUCGCCGCUCAUCAGCCCCAAGCCCCUCGCGCUGCCCGGCGCGCACGUAGUGGUCACAGGAGGGUCCAGUGGCAUCGGAAAGUGCAUUGCCAUCGAGUGCUUCAGACAAGGAGCGUUUAUAACUCUGGUCGCACGGAAUGAGGACAAGCUGCUGCAGGCGAAGAAGGAAAUCGAGAAGCACUCUAUUAAUGAUAAACAGGUGGUACUUUGUAUCUCAGUCGAUGUGUCUCAAGACUAUAACCAAGUGGAGAAUGUCAUAAAACAGGCACAAGAGAAGCUGGGUCCUGUGGACAUGCUGGUCAACUGUGCAGGAAUGUCUCUGUCAGGAAAAUUUGAGGAACUUGAAGUUAGUUCUUUUGAGAAGUUAAUGAGCAUCAAUUACCUGGGCAGCGUGUACCCCAGCAGGGCAGUGAUCGCCACCAUGAAGGAGCGACGGGUGGGCAGAAUCGUGUUUGUGUCCUCGCAGGCGGGACAGCUGGGGCUAUUUGGUUUCACAGCCUACUCUUCAUCCAAGUUUGCCAUAAGAGGAUUGGCAGAAGCUCUGCAGAUGGAGGUGAAGCCUUAUAAUGUGUAUGUCACUGUGGCCUACCCGCCGGACACGGACACCCCUGGGUUGGCGGAGGAAAACAAGACUAAGCCCCUGGAGACCCGGCUUAUUUCAGAGACUACAGCUAUUUGCAAACCAGAGCAGGUGGCCAAACAAAUUGUCAAAGAUGCCAUACAAGGAAAUUUUAAUAGUUCCAUUGGCUCAGAUGGGUACAUGCUGUCAUCGCUCACCUGUGGGAUGGCCCCGGUGACUUCCAUCACGGAAGGACUCCAGCAGGUGGUCACCAUGGGCCUUUUCCGAACCAUUGCUCUCUUUUACCUGGGAAGUUUUGAUAAUAUAGUUCGCCGCUGCAUGGUGCAGAAAGCAAAACCUGAAACUGUAGACAAAACUGCCUAAUUCUUGCCCCUCGGACAAGACUGUAUCCAGUGAUCUGAACGGCUUGCUGCUAAUGGAACUCGGUUUUUGGCCUCCGGACUCUUGUGUCUUGUUUGUGAAUGUGUGAGAUUGGACCCAGUGCUCUUCAGGAAUCUGGCUGCAAGCAAAGGGACGACGGAUCUGUCUCUACAACAUCACCGUUAACACUAUGCAAAUACGGACCAGGACACCAUUGGGUUUUCUGGGCUUUGAGGCAAAGUGAUGAUCAUGUGAGAACUAGUAACAGGAGAACAGGGUAAAGAGUAGAAUUCCAGAAUGGUAAAUUUGGUUUUUUCAUUUAUCCCCCUCUUGCCCAUAGAGAUCAAGAAAUGUACUUUGUGGCACAUAAGAACUUUUGAGGGUUUCUUUUGUUUUUUGGUUUUAAUUUUUCAUGAAAGAUGGUGUCUGGGUUUUCAUUAAGGUUUUUUUUUUUUUGGUUUUUAAUUUUUUUAGCAUUUUUUAUUCAAGGUGUGACUUCCACAUAGCCAGUGAGUGACUGUCAGCUCCUCUGUGCUGUGUUUGGUACUCGCUUCUGCUAGUGAAGCUGGCUUCUCUCUUUUUGAUCCCUAUAAUAUGAGGGGGAUGAGAGGGCGGUGCAGAGGAAGGCGAGGGGCUG